Molecule: messenger RNA, 6411 nt
Organism: Symphalangus syndactylus (siamang)
Lineage: Eukaryota; Metazoa; Chordata; Mammalia; Primates; Hylobatidae
Product: KIAA1755 ortholog
Source: RefSeq, a predicted model, not a curated record
CUGGUGGCCCGACCCGCGCCGCCCGCGGCUCCCUUUCGCCGUCUCCAGCCUCAGUCCCUCUCUGUCUCUCUCUUAGUCUCUCUCCCUGUCCCCACCGGCCGCUCCUCCGAGAUGACGCCGGGGUCGGUGCCCCGGGCCUGCCCUCUCCCCUGGCUCCAGAGCUAGGCGGGACCGAGGGCUGCCCCAGACAGACGGACCCGCGGACCCACAGACCCCGCGCCCAGGACAGGAGCCGCGCCGCUCUCAGCUGGCAGUCCGUCACCAUGGACCCUCCAUCCCUCGACACAGCCAUCCAGCAUGCCCUGGCGGGCCUCUAUCCUCCUUUCGAGGCCACGGCACCCACCGUCCUGGGUCAGGUGUUCCGUCUCCUGGACUCUGGCUUCCAGGGGGAUGGGCUGAGCUUCCUUCUGGAUUUCCUGAUCCCUGCCAAGCGCCUGUGUGAGCAAGUGCGAGAAGCAGCCUGUGCUCCCUACUCACACUGCCUCUUCUUACACGAGGGCUGGCCGCUCUGUCUGAGGGAUGAAGUUGUGGUCCACUUGGCACCCCUCAACCCUCUCUUAUUGCGCCAGGGUGACUUCUACCUCCAAGUGGAGCCCCGGGAGGAGCAGUCUGUCUGCAUCAUGAUCAAAUGCCUCUCCCUGGACCUCCACACAGUGGACAAGAAGCCUGUUCCUGAGCCAGCCUACCCUAUACUUUUCACCCAAGAAUGGCUGGAGGCCAUCAACAGCGACUUUGAGGGAAGUCCCCUACACAACUGCUUGGUAGCAUCAGAAAAUGGGAUUGCUCCUGUGCCUUGGACCAAGAUAACCAGCCCAGAGUUUGUGGAUGACAGACCCCAAGUAGUGAAUGCCCUCGGCCAAGCCUGGGGGCCCCUUCCAUUAGAGGCACUGGAUUUGAGCAGCCCUCAAGAGUUGCACCAGGCCAGCUCCCCGGACAACCAGGUGCUUCUUGCCCAGAGUUUGGCCAAGAGUAAGGGCAGGACAUAUGGGAGCAAGUAUCCAGGACUCAUCAAGGUGGAGCAAGCCAAGCCUGGGGAGGCGGCCUUCAGGAUGGACGAGGUGAUCAGCCAGGACUUUGAGGGAGACUAUGUGGCUCUCCUAGGCUUUUCCCAAGAGAGCAGAGGAGAGUCUCCCAGCAGGGAGGUGGGCACAUCCAGUGGGUGUACUUCUGGGGCACUAGAGGAGAUAUCUGGAACUAAGGAAACUCCCUUAUUUCAAAAGAUACUGCCUCUCUCAGAGGCCAAUGAAGGACCUUCCUUGGGAAAUUGGGAUUGCACGAAGCCAGAAAGCUCUGAGGAGGAGCCCUGCAAUUUGGACUUGAGGAGAAAGGCCAAUGAUAAAGCACCCACCCACAACUCAGAAAGGCUGCCCCAAGGCUCCUACAUGAAUGUCCUUGAGGACCCACUGGACUGUGCCUCUGGCCUCAGGGCAGGUGUCUCACAAGAGCCAGCUGCCUCCAAGAUGCAGGGACCUCUAGGAAGCCCAGAGAAUAUGGUGCAGCUCAGGCCUGGACCAAGACAAGCUUCCUCUCCCCGCCUGUCCCCAGCCUCUCUUGCAGCUCCAGCCUCUGAAACAAAGAUGGAGGUGAAGACCAAACAGAGGAAUGGGAGACUUCCCAAGCCCAUGCCCUGCCCUAGCAGAAACACCUCCUCCCCUGAGCCCCCAUUUCCUGGGCUCAAAUUCUCAUUCUUGAAAGGGCAGAGGCAACCCUCUGUGACCCCGGAGAAGGCCUCACUCCAGCACGAUAGGCCCUGGAAAGUCCUGUGUUCCCUCUACUCUCCUAAACCCAACCGAGCCAAAUCUUUGGGGAAAGCUGGAACAACUCAGACCAAAACAUCUGGCCCAGCCGCUGCCUCCAGCCCACUGACUGAGGAAAAGGCUGCUUUCCCAGAAGCUUCUGCAGGCUCCCCAGAAAGAGGCCCCACCCUGGAGGAGGAGCCCCCAAGGCCUGAGCCCAGGAUUGGGGCUCUAGGUGUCAAGGUUUUCCGCUCCAGGAUAGCAUGCCUGCCAGGUGGCCGGGACAGGGCCGGGCGGCCCCUGCUUCUGGUGUCAACUACAGAGGGGGCCUGGGAGGCGCCAUGGUGCACAGUUUCAGAGGUCACCAAACUACUCUCCUACCUGUGCACCAUCCCCAGGCCUGAAGAUAAAGCCAAGGGGCUGGCGGUCCUGAUUGAUGCCAGGAAACAGCCCCCACAGCCUGGUCUGGUCGGCGCCUUGCAGGCCACCCAGGCUCAGGUCCCAGCCUCCAUCCGAGCUAUUCUCUUCCUGGGGGAGAAGGAGGCGGCUCUCCAGCUUCAGACAUUACCUGACGUCCAGGUGGAGGUGCUGACCUCAUUGAAGGCCCUUAGCCAUCAUGUGGACCCCAGCCAGCUGCCCGCAGACCUGGAAGGCCCCUUCCCCUACUGCCACACCGAGUGGGUGCAAUUCUUCCAGAAGCUGGACCCUUUCCUUGCUGACCUCCACCAGGCCUCUUCCCUGCUACAAGCUUCCAUUGAGGAAUUCAAGAAGGCCGACCCCCCUGGGGGGAUGCAGGAGGCCACCAGGUGCCUGAGCAAGUCCAAGGAGCUGAUGGAGGCUGUGCUGAGGGACCCAGGCCUACUGGGCCUCCAGCGGGAAGGUGGAGCCACCCUGGCCAGGCUGCAGCGUGAUGCCAGCAAGCUGGACUUCAGCCCUGAUGUCAGGAGCCAUCUGGCUGCAGCCACUGCCCUGUACAGCCUUGUGGACGAGAAGCUUCAUGUUCUGGUCACCGCAUCCAACAGCCUCCUGGGGAAGCUGGAGCUCCGUGUCCGCCUGGGCCGCCUGGAAGCCGCCAUUCACCAGGUCAGCGACUGGAUGGAGCAGGAAGGAGGCCGGUGCCUGCAAAUGCUGACCCCCAAGGAUGGAAGUUUGGAGACAGUGGAGAAAGCCCACGCAGAAUUUGAGAACUUCUUCCUCCAGGCUGCAGCCCAGUACCGCCAAGGCCUGGAGCUGUCCAAGCAGGCCGCUCAGCUGGGAGCUACAGCUGGAGGGGCUGGGGAGGCAGAAGGUGCAGAGUUCCCAGAGCUGGCCGCCUUUGCCUCUACCCAGCGGGCCUUCCAGGCUAAGCUCACCCACUUUUACAUGGCAGCCGAGCGGCAACGCACGGACCUCGAGACGCUGCUCCACCUGCACCGCUUCUGCAAGAGGAUGACCUGGUUCCACAUGGACUGUCAGGACCUGAUGGCCCAGCUCAGGCUGGACAAGACCUCAAGGGUCAGUCCUGGGGACCAGCGCCGCCUCCACCGCUACCUGCAGCGACUGGCCUCCGAGUUCCCUGCUGAGAAGCUCGCAGCCGUGGGGCUGCAGGUGGCCUCCCUGAGCCGGGCAGACCUGGGCCAGGAGCUGUGGGAGGAGGCCCGGAUCAGGCAUGAGGAGAUCCGGAUGCUCCUGGAGAAGGCACUGACACACAGCUCUUGCCCAGAGGCUCCCACUGCUCACUCUGCGCGCCCAGAACGAAGAGGGGUGGCGGCCAAGGGCCAGAGUCUGAGUGUAGAGGUCGCUUCCAAGGGGAGGUGGGACCAGCCUCCACUAGACUCACUGGGCAUGGACCAUUUGCCAAAGUCCUAUUGGCCUCCUGGGCCCCCCAGAGGGGAACAGAACAGAACUUUCCAGGCAGGCUCUCCACCCCAGGAAGCUGGCCGGGCUGCAGAGGCUGAAGAUGGCAAAGGUUCCCACAAGCUCCCUGACCCUGCCCGCGAGCAUUCGCUUGCCACCACCUUCUUCCGGCAGCAGCCCCCCAGGCAGAGCCAGGUCCCUCGCCCCACUGGGGGCAGCUUCUCCUCAGAGGGGACAGACUCGCAGACAUCCCUUGAGGACUCACCCCAGACAAGUCCCCUUGCCUCCCUCUAGCUGAGAGCCCCCUUCAGUGACACCAGCCUCCAGGAGCACUGGGACAGGGCCCAGCUGGAGGGGUAGCUGGGAGCUCUGGCCAGUUCCAGUGAGACGUCGCCAUGGAGCACUGGUUUUACAUUCUGCCUCUGCUGGCAGGAUGAGAACUGUUGACCUGUCCCUGGCUCCAGAAAACUCCUGGAAGACCCGAUGCUCACCCAUGCAGAAUAGCGAGAGUGGGCGUCAGAACCAGGGCACAAUAAAGGGUGUGAUUGGCUCCAUCCCUCCAGGCUCUCAUUGUGGAAAGACCUGUCGGCACAGACCCCUCCAGAGAUCUCCCUCGCAGGCAGGCAGACACCCACCUGCAGCUCAGGAACAUACACAACUCUCCCCUUGGGCACAAGGGCCAGUGUUGCCCUUAUACAGAAUCCUCAGGGAUAUUCGGGAGUGGUUCCUUGUCUUAGAUUCUAGGAAAAUGGACCCUGAGACGAGGAUUUAAGGAUCAGUGCGUUUGGUGCUGAUCCAGGAACCUCUGCUGGGGGAGUAGGAGGUGAAUCUGCAAAGGGAAUAAAGAGUAUGUUGUCAAGCAAGUUUUCUUUUUUUUAAUUUUAAAAAAUUCAUUGUAUUUUAUUUUUAGAGAUGAGGCCUCACUACAUUGCCCAGGCUGGUCUCAAACUCCCGGGCUCAAGUGAUCCUCUUGCCUUGGCCUGCCAAAGGGCUGGGAUUGCCCUUUCCGCCCAAUCCCCGACCCCACCAGGGACGCAGUCUCAUGCUGGUGUCCAGGCUGGAGUGCAGUGGCGCAAUCAUAGCCUCAAAUUCCUGGGUUCAACCGGUCCUCCCACCUCAGCCUCCUAAGUAGCUGGGACUACAGGCACACACCACCAUGCUCAGCUUAUUAUUUAUUUACUUUUUGUAGACAUGGGGUCUUGCUAUGUUGCCCAGGCAGGCUGGUCUCAAGCUCAAGUGAUCCCCUGGACUCAGCCUCCCAAAGUGCUGGGAUGAUAGGUAUGAGCCACUGUGCCCCAUCCUCAUACACAUUUCCAUGUUGGCAACUGGAGCUGGAUCUUGCUGGAGAUCUCUGAAAGACAGCAUGGAAUCCUCGAACACCCCCCGAGGCAUGAGGCAUCCAGGGCAUUUAUCUGCCAACCCUCAGGAGUUGGCACUAGUAGACGGCACGCACAGCCAGCUCCAUUGGCCUUGGCAAAGAGAAUUGCCUCCUGGAGCCAGAGGCCGGUUCCUGUGCUCAGAAGGGAAGGACAUGUCCUCUGUGCUCCCUGUCUCACGAGGCCCCUUCAACAGGCAUGGGCCUUCAUUCUCAAGUUCAAGGAACCCUGUGGAAUCUUGUCCUUGUCCUCCAGAGAAAAUCCUCUCCGCCUUAGAGGUAGGUCCCCCCUCUCUCUUACCUCCCCACCAAGCCUCCUGAACUCAAUGUCUUCUGUCCCCUUCCCUGCCCAACAUCCACCUCUCUAGGCGCAGCCUCUGUGGCCCAGUGCCAUUGGGGUUCUGUGGGUGGCUGGGUCCUGGUGGUUGGGGACCGUGGGAAGGGGCCUAUCUGUCGGAUCUUAGAUGGAUCAUCCAGAAGCCCCACCCUUCAUACUGCCUGGAGUGGCCCCUGCCAGCGCCUCUCUGGAGUGUCAUUAAGCUGAAAGUGUUUGCCUUACCUCUGCAGUAGGAUGCAUUACUGAAGUGGCCUCUUGGUCACCUAGCCCUGAAUUUUCCUGGCUCCAGAAAGAGGCUGGGGGGCACAGGUCCCCCGCAAUGAGGCUGUGAAGGGGAGAGAGGCAGGCCUGGGCCAGGCAUAGGAGGACAACUAGGGCUUCUCAGGAGCUGUCUCAGCUAAGAGUCACACACUUGAUACCUAAAACAGCUUCAGGAAUCUUCCAAGACUGAAGACUUCCCCAGGUGUGGUCUAGGGCCUGCCUGCCUCAGAGCCAUGAGCAGAGCUGGUCAAAAGGCUUCCUGGGGAAUCCUACCGAAGACAUUAAAAUAGACUCUUGGGGCUGGCAGGUGGCUGGAAUCUGCGUUUGUAGCCAAGUGCUCUUCCUGUGUGACUCAACGAAGUGGGGGUGCAUUUGGGGAACACCCGGGGCUGGGGCCUGAUUCCUCCACCCAAAGCCAGGUUUGAUUCUUGCAUUCCACUCCCUGCCUUCCAUCCAGACAGGCCCAAGGAUGCAUGAGGCGUUGGAUUAGCCCGUCUCCAUCCAUGCCCGUCACCUCAGAGAGGGCCAAAGUCUCUUAAAAUGCUGUUGCCAUAGCAACAGCAUCCAGCCAGUGGGGACCACAGGCAGGGAGCCACAGAACCUGGGGUGCUGGGAUGGAAACUGACUUGUGAGAGACCACAGCUACUGCUAGAAGGAAGGGGGGCAAAGGGGGCAUGGGUAAUCUAAGAAUCCUUGGGAGGGAGGAGUCCCCAAGGUUACCUUGUGCAUCCCUCUGUCCCCAGAAAGAACUGUACCCCAACAAUCUCUCCCCUCACUGCAUCCCCUGGGGAAGAAGGGAAUGCAGAAAUGAAAUAUCAUAAUGAGUAACAAUGUAAAAAAAAAUCGAAUAAUAACAGCUAACAUUU